AUGGCUUCAGAAGGCGGAGAGAAACCUGAAGUUGCUGCUGUGGAGCAGGUGGCAGUGACUCCCAGGUUAAGUGAUUGGAUCAUUCCCGCACUGAGAUUGCUUGCAUUUUUUGCGACGCUUGCAGCGACACUUGUAAUGGCGCUUAACAAACAAAAGAAAACUCUUGUUGUUGCCACUGUUGGAACUACUCCAAUACAAGUUACUCUCACGGCCAAAUUUCAACACACUCCAGCUUUUGUGUUCUUUGUGAUAGCUAAUGGCAAUGCUAGUCUCCAUAAUUUAUUGAUGUUAAUUGUCAAUUUCAUGGGACAAAAGUUUGAUUACAAGGGACUUCGCCCUUUUGCAAUUGCAGUCUUGGAUAUGAUGAACAUUGUUCUCGUCUCCGGCGGUGCGAGUGCGGCAGCUUUCAUGGGUCAGCUUGGUAGGGAUGGGAAUUCACAUGCAAGGUGGAAUAAAAUUUGUGACAAAUUUGGUAGCUAUUGCGACCGUGGAAGUGGUGCCAUGUUGGCUUCUUUCAUUGGCCUCGGACUAAUGAUAAUUAUCAGUGUUAUCUGCAUUGUCAAGCUUCGCAAUCAUAAACUUGUUGACUCUUCUAUUGCUCCAUGA
Molecule: messenger RNA, 606 nt
Organism: Fraxinus pennsylvanica
Lineage: Eukaryota; Viridiplantae; Streptophyta; Magnoliopsida; Lamiales; Oleaceae
Source: the annotation of a GenBank genome assembly